AUCUUUUCUUUUCUCUCUCUCUCUCUCUCCCCCCCUCCCCCUCUCCCUUUCUCUCUCUCCCUCUCUCCGUCUCUGUCGUACAAACGCACACGUACGCACACACUCUCACUUGAUCUGUCUUUCUCCGUCUAUCGGUGCGCGUUCGCUUUGCCAUUCGUUCAUUUGUUUCGCGCCUCGUCGGCGAAGUCGCGUCACGAAGCUGAGACGGGGGUCACGACCGUCACGUCAGCCGAGGCGCGCGUACACGUCCUGGAGAAUCCAGUGAAUAUAUCGACGGCUAGGUCCCUUCGCGUGCAGCUGGAAGACAAGUGCCGGUCGCGAUCCGAUCGGGAAGAGGACAGAGGUCAGAGAUGAUCGCGAGUGUCCGGUGACGAUACAUACACAUAAGUAGAGCAUCAAUAGUAUACUCGCAGAGUAUAUUUUCGAGAGUGUCGAAAUACUGCCGGAUACUGAUAUCGGGAAGAGUUUCGUUAACCUGAAGCAGCUGUUCGCGUAUCACGGCGGGAGCGGAACGAGGAAAGGCGAGCAGGACGAGGAAGAGAACUGUGUGCAGUGCAGACAUGUGGCUAAGAAGCGUGCUCCUAAUAUGCGGCGUCAUUGCGGGCACACUAGCGGGCAGUCCAUCGGAUGUCGUGCAGAUAUCAGAUGACAAUUUGACUCGAAAAAAUGUUGCAGCAACGACAUAUCAACCACCGCGGGCCAUCGCGAUUGAAGAAUUUGUGACAUCGCACAAAUUGCCGGAAAACGUAGCGAAACCAUUGGAUGACGAUGACGAUGACGAAUAUAUUGACGAAAAAAAAGUCGCGUUUAAAGACAAUAAACAAGUUAAGAAAGUCACUCAGAAAUUCGAGAAUGUCGAGAAAAAAGCGGCUACUCUUGAACCUGCCAGACGUUUGGAUUUGACCGAAGAGGAUGACUUGGAGAGUCUCACCGCUAAAAGACAAGCGCGAGUCGAGCUCGAGAAUUUUAGCGACACUGGCAAGGUUCUGCAGGAAGGCAGAAUAAAGAAAAUUGACUCUAAAAGGCCGCGGCCGACCGAACAGGAUGAAGUUAUUCCGGGAGUCUACGUCAGUGCGGAAUAUCCGACAACUAUGUUACCCAUCCUGACAACUCCACGUGAAGCACGUAGCAAAGACAGUCUCUUUGAUUUCGUUCCCGUAAACAUUAUACGAGAGGAUAGCAAAGAUGGCUAUGCGCGUUUUUCGGACGCGAAUUUCGGGGAUCUGGGUGACGUGAGUUUGGUACCGGCUGGUACAAAUUCUCGUAUUCAGGUGAAGAAAGGACCGAACGGGAAGGAUUACGAAUACGAGUAUGUGUAUUAUUACUACGAUGAGGAGGAUGAAAACAAAGCAGGUACCGCGGGUUCGCCUGUGACGAAUUCUUACGACAUUCCUUCCAGAACAACCUCGGCGCCCAGGAGAGUAGCCACCGCCAACAACAACAGAAGCAAGUACAGUACCGUGGAGAGGUCGAGCACCGUGGAGCCUAGCAAUAACGAGGUCAUUCCAAAUAGAAAUGGUAAUAGAGGCAGACAAUUGGUCGAAACUGAAGACAUUUCCGAUGAAAGACUACCGGCGAACACUCGUUUCCCACCGAGAUCGCGAUCGAAUCACAAUACAGGCACAACGGAACCUUCGCGAACUCGUAGUAACCGACCGCGACCGAGUCUCGAUCUGGUUGAUUCCAGCAGUUUCCGGACCCAUCAAGAGGGUCCUGAGUUUCCGCAAACCUUACCAAAAGGACCUGUUAGAUUCUUAGGUGUUACCCCCAAUGAGGACAACGAGGAGAAACUUUUGAGCAGAAACCGCGGAAGACCACAGAGAAUUCAAGAACCUGCUCCUGUCGAAGAAGUUGUCGAUGAUACACCGACUCCUAGAAGACGUCUGAGCACCACAGCAUCGGCUGAGGCCGGAGUAGAAUUGAGCAGAGGUCAGCCGAUACGUUUUAGCGCGGAGGACGAUGAUGAGGAGACUGCCGCACCGGAAAGAUCCGGCAACAAACGUGUAUCUUUGGAGAACAGGACACAAGAGUCCGGCGAGACGGAAGCUUCGCCGAUUUAUCCCAGCGUUACUGCUGACUCCACGGAUAAUCCAACAACCGAAUAUCCGUCUGUUAUGGACAAGGUUGCCCUGGAUCUUUACGCCUUCUUGCAGCAAGGACAGAGUAAUUUGAUAGACGCGUCCAGCAGUGAAGCCAACGAAACAGCCGGAGACAGCACAACGGUAUCCGACGAUGAGAUCACGACUGACUUGACAACAACGGCGGAUCUGGCCGAUUCUACGAUCGUUAAUGAGUCCACCAGCACGACGACGACGACGACAACGACGACCGAACCGACGACUACAACGACAACGACCACGGAACCACCGACCAGCACUACUCAAGUUCCUGUAGGAAGAGGGAAAUUCCGACGACCUGGAAUUGGCGGUCCAGCUAUCUCGAGAAAUCGGUUCAAGUCCAACGGUUCGGUCGGCAUUAGCACGACCGAAGCACCUUUAGAGUCGACCCAAAAAACCCGAGCACGUUUCGGCAGCAAUGGUUCGAACGGUGGUGGAUUCAAGCGACCUCGGCCGGGCGGCAAUCACAAGCCGAUCGAGGAGGAUACCGUGCAAAAGGAGACCGCUGGGUCGACGAAUGCGGAGAAACCGCCAGCCGGUCGCGGCAGAUUCCGCGCACCUACCGGCGGCAGAAUCCCCGUCUCCACAACAACGGCGCCGUCAAACGGUGCAACGGCAGCUGCACCGGCACGACCUACCUUCAAUAAGCUAAACAUCAAUCGGAGACGCGGACGACCGACCACAUCCACGUCGGGAGGCGAGGAACCCCAGGAGGGAGCGACGCAUUCCGAAAACGGUCAGAUCGUCGCCCAGACCGCGCCGGAAAGUGCAUCCCCCAAAUCCGCCGUUCGCACGAGACUUCCUGGCGCGCCCGCGAUCAGACCGGCCAUCAGACCGGGUGGCAAUAGGGUCAAUCUGAGGCAAAAACCGGGACAGACGACCACGACAACGCUCGCACCGGAAGCCCCUGAAGGGUCCGUCGAGGAACCAGCUGGAGAAGGAACCGAAGAGGAAACUCAUGAGGCACCAGCGGAGACCAGCCCGCCGGCCCGAUCCACCACAUCGAAUCCUCUGAACAAACUGCGCAACCGUAAUCGGCUGCAGGUGCAACCGAAGACCACGACAAAAUCGCCGUUGCCGCCGACGAUCAGAAGAUCGCCGCUGUUGCCGCGACGCAAGGUAACAGAGACCCCGGCUGUCCAAUCGAGCCAGGAGGAGACUGCCUCCGAGGAGGAGACCACCGCUAGCGAGACCGAACCGACCGAAGUGGUUUUAACCGAGACCAGCACGGCGGCCAGCACGAAGCACGAGGAGACGCGCGGUCUGAGCGGUCUCCUAGCGCCCCGACGCAGGAUACAGCCGCGACGUCCAGGUCAAAUAGUCGCCUGAAUAAAGGAGGACACCCCGACAUCUCGAACUCCGCGAAUCAAGCACUCGUCCGAGGAUCCGAAUGACGAUUCCCAACAAUUAAUCACGUCGCGAAGAUAGAAGAGUAUAAAUUAUCUCAUAUAAAUUAGGCGUUCCCUUAACUAAAUAAUAUAUCAAAUGCCAACCUCGGAGAUCUUUCCUUUUACUCAUAAUGUUUUUCCUCAUAUGUUUCUCUGACCGAUAAAACGGCAUCUCGCGUGUCACGACGAAAACGGCAGGUGUACAUAGUGUUUUUUUGCGAAAACAGCUUCUUUUGAAGAAUUUAAAUUUGUAAUAGUAUUUUAAUUGCCCUGACGAGAACGUGCGUCUAUCAUACGACAUAUAUAAUCCACAGAAAUUCAAUUUAAUAUUAAAAAUUAUUUAUUCUGAAUACUAAGAGCACUGUUGCUCAGUGCUUUUAGUACUUAAAAUAAGUAAUUAAUCAUUACCUUCCAAUAUUACAUUUCUGUAGAGAGUAAAUAUGUAAAAUAUCUGAAUUAGCGUUUUUCAAUCAAAAUCGAAAUAAUACUUCGUAAACUUAAUUUCGUAUUGUAUUUAUGUCAUUUUGAAUUAAUAUUAUAUAAUAUAUAUAAUAUAAUAAUGCAAUAUUAUAAAUAUCAAAUGUAUUUAAACAGAUCUAACGUAAUACAAAAUUGACAGGACGUACAAAUAUCUAUAGAAAUCUCGUAAAUAGAUAUUUAAUUAAAUAUUUUAAAGAUCUCUUUAAAUACAUUUGAUGUUUAUAACAUCUGCACAUAUUAAUUCAAAAUGACACAUAGUAAUAAAAUGUUCUACUCGCAUAUUAUAGAAUUAUAGAUAAACGUUGCGAUUAAUCUCGCGCAUACUAAAUAAAUAAAUAAAUAAACAAAUAA
Messenger RNA from Wasmannia auropunctata (little fire ant), 4336 nucleotides. RefSeq names its product mucin-5AC-like. Lineage: Eukaryota; Metazoa; Arthropoda; Insecta; Hymenoptera; Formicidae. The transcript is spliced from 9 exons. The record is from RefSeq and is a predicted model, not a curated record. Bases 561 to 3446 code for a protein of 961 amino acids.